Molecule: messenger RNA, 918 nt
Organism: Darwinula stevensoni
Lineage: Eukaryota; Metazoa; Arthropoda; Ostracoda; Podocopida; Darwinulidae
Source: the annotation of a GenBank genome assembly
AUGGGUUCGAAUGAGGUCGACCGUUGGAUCGAGGUAGCCAAACAAUGCAAGUACCUGCCCGAGAACGACCUGAAGAAACUCUGCGAGAUCGUAUCGGAGCUCCUCCUGGAGGAGUCCAACAUCCAGCCGGUCUCGACCCCCGUCACCGUCUGCGGGGACAUCCACGGGCAGUUCUACGACCUGGAGGAGCUGUUCCGCACGGGCGGGCCCGUGCCGGACACGAACUACAUCUUCAUGGGGGACUUUGUGGAUCGCGGGUACUACAGCCUGGAGACAUUCACCCGGCUCCUCACGCUCAAGGCCAAGUGGCCCGAUAAGAUCACCCUCCUCCGUGGGAACCACGAGUCCCGGCAGAUCACGCAGGUGUACGGAUUCUACGACGAGUGCCAGAACAAGUACGGGAACUGCAACGCCUGGCGGUACUGCUGCGCCGUCUUCGACCUCCUCACGGUGGCAGCCAUCAUCGACGAGCAGGUGUUCUGCGUCCACGGCGGGCUCUCCCCUCAGAUCAUCCUCCUGGAUCAGAUCCGAGUGAUCGAGCGGAACCAGGAGAUCCCACACAAGGGUGCCUUCUGCGACCUGGUCUGGUCGGACCCGGAAGAGGUGGACUCGUGGAGCGUGAGUCCCCGGGGGGCCGGCUGGUUGUUCGGGGCGAGGGUCACCCACGAAUUCCUCCACGUGAACAAACUCAAGCUCAUCUGCCGUGCGCAUCAGCUGGUCCACGAGGGGUACAAGUACAUGUUCGACCAGAAGCUCGUCACGGUGUGGUCGGCUCCCAACUAUUGCUAUCGGUGUGGGAACAUCGCCGCGGUGCUGGCCUUCCCGGACGUCAACACGCAGGAGCCAAAGCAUUUUAACGCCGUCCCCGACAACGAGCGCGUGAUUCCGCCGCAAAUUUGCACUCCAUACUUCCUUUAG